CAAUUCGCUCUCACUUUUCCCAUUCUCUUCUCGCUUUCUCUGUCACUUAACAUUACAUGGAACCUCCGGUGGAAGAGGAAGAAGAACGGCUCGAACGAGCGGAGUCAGUCGACUCACUUCCUGACUUCGACCUAGCCUCCACUAGUUCAGGCUUAUCUUCCGUAUUCAGUUCUGGCGAUAUAUCCGGCGCAAGCGGCAGCUCCGGCGAAAUUCCACUGGCCGACACCGUGUUGCCGCCGCCGCCGCCGCCGCCGCCGGAACCUUCGAGGCGGCAGAAGUGCGUCGGAAGGAGUAAUAAAGGUGUCACGUGGGGAUUCACUUCCGUCAUCGGGAGGCGGAGGGAGAUGGAGGAUGCCGUCGCCAUUGUACCUGGAUUCAUGUCGCGCACGUGCGAUCACGUCGGCGGAUGUACCGCUCCCGGUUCUAGAACCUCCGGAGAGAUCUCUCCUGUUCAUUUCUUCGGCGUAUAUGACGGCCAUGGCGGCGCGCAGGUAGCACAAUUUUGUGCGGAGAGGAUGCAUGGAGUUGUAGCAGAAGAGUGGGACCGCGAAACAGUAGAGGCUGCUGCAUGGCGGAGACGAUGGGAAGUAGCAUUUUCUAAUGGAUUUGAGAGGGUUGACAAUGAUGUCCAGAGGGAGGAAGUCGCUUCGGACAUGAUAGGAUCAACUGCCGUUGUUGUUGUUCUAUCUGGCUGCCAGAUUAUAACAUCAAACUGUGGUGACUCAAGAGCAGUGCUUUGCCGAGGAAAUGAAACCAUCCCGUUAACUGUUGAUCAGAAGCCUGAUAGACAGGACGAACUCCUGAGAAUUGAAAGUGAGGGAGGGAAAGUCAUAAACUGGAAUGGUGCUAGGGUGUUGGGAGUUCUUGCCAUGUCCAGAGCUAUAGGUGAUCGUUAUCUAAGGCCAUGGAUAAUUCCAGUGCCUGAAACUACUUUCAUGACCAGGACUGAUGAGGAUGAGUGUCUGAUUUUGGCUAGUGAUGGGUUGUGGGAUGUCAUGUCAAACGAAGAGGCUGGGGAGGUGGCUCGCCACCUUCUAAGAAGGCGACGCAGGUUAAAGACAACUGAUGGGGUUUCUCCAGCACAAGCUGUAGCCAAAAAUCUCACUGAUAUGGCAUAUGGACGGAACAGUUCAGAUAACAUUUCAAUCAUUGUUGUUGAUCUAAAAUCCCAGAAAACACGACAACCAAGGCAGUGAGAGGGAAGCAGGAUUGCUUUUUCCUCCUCUAUCCAAUUCCGUCAGUUGCAGGCUGGAAUAUAAAUUGACUGAAGUCACUGGACAGGUAGCUUUGCCUUUAGCCGUACAUGUUUUUCCUGAUCUUCAAAGACCUCACUGUAACAUACCGACUGCCCCAUUAGCUAAGGUUUGGCACUGCAGAAAAUUUGAUCAAUCCUUUGUUUUUGAGUGGUUUGGUGAGGAAGUACAUCCAUCGGAAGUGGAAUAAGAAAGAGCUUUUCAUGAAUUUUUACACCAUAGGAAAAGCUUAGAAUGCCUUACUUCCAAUCCAAGGUAUUGUUUCGAUAUUCUUUCGUAAUAUCCCCAUCCCCUUCCUUUUUUCCCCCAAAUAUAUAUAGGGGACUACUAUUCAUCCAUACCAUUGUGAUUGUGUCUCAGAAAUCCAUAUUUACUCAUUCUUUGUUUCACUUCAGCAUUGGGGGAAAAGGAAGAUUAAUGAAAUUUCUCUAUGGAAGUAAAACUGUUUGCAUAACACUAAUAUCAGUCAUGUCCAUAUUGAUUACAAUGAAAAGGAAGAAUUUAA
This is a messenger RNA of Rubroshorea leprosula, 1758 nucleotides long. NCBI's taxonomy places the organism in Eukaryota, Viridiplantae, Streptophyta, Magnoliopsida, Malvales, Dipterocarpaceae. The record is from the annotation of a GenBank genome assembly.